AUGGAGGCUGAGCCCACACAGCGCAUGUAUCUCUUCAUGACUACACGCGACAUGCUGAGUGCCGCCACGAGGCUCAAUCUGGUGGGACCGCUUGAAGCAGCGAAGUUGCAGUUCGAAAUGACACCGCUGUUGGAGAAUGUGUUUCAGGCCAAGAAGAACCGAGUGGUGGAGGACUCGUACUCGUCUGCCCCUGUACUGGACCUCGUGCAGGCCAUGCAUGAUCAGCUCUACACGCGUAUUUUCAACAGUUAA
Phytophthora nicotianae INRA-310 is the source of this 252-nucleotide messenger RNA. RefSeq lists its product as hypothetical. Gene Ontology annotation, molecular function: nickel cation binding. The transcript has 2 exons. Bases 1 to 252 code for a protein of 83 amino acids. Lineage: Eukaryota; Oomycota; Peronosporomycetes; Peronosporales; Peronosporaceae. The record is from RefSeq and is a predicted model, not a curated record.